AUGUCACUAGUAGCCACUGCGCAGGCACUCAAUCUGCAGAUACCAUUUCUUCCCUCCCAUAAACCAAUAAAUACCCUAAAGCUAAAGACAAUAUACCACCAUGCCUCUGCCCAUGGACCCAUCCCCAAUCUCUUUCGCAAAAUAGACAUCCAUAGCAGCAACGACAUCACCGCCAACCAAGCACAAGAUGCUACCUACACUUUGCAAGGCACAUUUUCAGUCAUGGAUAAGCCCAUCACUGCGGAUAUACAGGAUCUCGUAUCGCAGCGAGAAUACGGCACAUUGGCGAGAUGGAACAACCGUAUCAGACCCAUGCACCUAGAAUCCACCAUUGGUCUCGUACCUGAUGUAACGCACAGACCCUCCGUCUUGGCACUAGCCAUGAUGACGAAUAAUGCAUACCUGGACAUCAAUCUGAACAACACGGAAUGGUAUGAUCUUGGCGCACCCUGGCAACUGAACAACUCGUUUGGAUGGGAAUCAGAUGGUAUUCGGGGUCACAUUUUUGCGGAUGAAGACGAUAAAUUGAUCGUCCUCAGUAUCAAGGGAACAAGCGCAGGCUUAUGGAGUGGAGGACCCACAGGCGAAAAAGACAAGAUCAACGACAAUAUGCUGUUUUCUUGCUGUUGUGCUCGAAUCAGUCGUGCCUGGUCUCCUGUGUGCGACUGCUACAAGGGAAAUGAAUACAAGUGCGAGAACAGCUGCUUGCAAAACAACAUUCAAAAGUCAGAGCUAUACUACGACAAUGCGCUGAACAUCAUUGAGGAUGUGCAGGAACAGUACAAGAAUAGCACGAUAUGGAUUACAGGCCAUUCUUUGGGCGGUGCCGUGGCUAGUUUGGUGGGUUUGACCUAUGGCAUUCCUACAGUGACCUUUGAGAUACCUGGCGAUCGACUGGCAUCAUCGAGAUUGCAUCUGCCUAGUGGCAGUGUUGCCAAGAAUAUGCCUCUGUGGCACUUUGGCCACACAGCUGAUCCUAUUUUUGUCGGUGUGUGCACAGGGCCUUCCAGUAGCUGCUGGUAUGGAGGAUUCGCCAUGGAAUCUCGUUGUCAUACGGGCAAGGUGUGUGUAUGGGAUACAGUGAACGAUAAUGGCUGGAGAGUCGAUAUCAGAUCGCAUCGAGUGCGAGAUGUAAUUGAGAAUAUACUGAAAAAGCCAGAGGAAUUUCCUUUGCCCAACUGCGUGCCGGAAGAGAAUUGCCAAGAUUGUGGAUUAUGGGAGUAUUAUGAUGACAGAGACAAUCUCAGUAGCAGCAGUGAUGGUGGUUCUGCUACCAGCACUACAAGCACAAAGACCAGCACAAGUCAUGCGCCAGAUCCACCUACUGAUCCUUGGACAAGCACAGAUGAAAUUUCCUGA
Messenger RNA from Mucor velutinosus, 1359 nucleotides. RefSeq lists its product as uncharacterized. Gene Ontology annotation, biological process: piecemeal microautophagy of the nucleus; neutral lipid catabolic process; multivesicular body membrane disassembly. The record is from RefSeq and is a predicted model, not a curated record. NCBI's taxonomy places the organism in Eukaryota, Fungi, Mucoromycota, Mucoromycetes, Mucorales, Mucoraceae. The transcript is spliced from 3 exons. The coding region runs from base 1 to 1359 and encodes 452 amino acids. Gene Ontology annotation, cellular component: membrane. Gene Ontology annotation, molecular function: glycerophospholipase activity.